Messenger RNA from Prunus armeniaca (apricot), 831 nucleotides. Lineage: Eukaryota; Viridiplantae; Streptophyta; Magnoliopsida; Rosales; Rosaceae. The record is from the annotation of a GenBank genome assembly.
AUGAUUCAAGAUAUGGUGCCCCAUGCAAGGAGGAUUGGUAGGUUAGUCUACCGGAGGCCAUAUCCAGAGCACUUUGAUCAAGAGGAAUUUCCAAGGGGUUUCAAGGUUCUGAAUUUUGCACUAUCUUCGAGAGAUGGGUUCCAAUCGACCGUCGAACAUAUUGGCCGAUUCACUACCCAAUGUGCAGAGAUUGGGCAUCGUGAGGCCUUGAAACUAAGGUUAUCCCCAAGUACACUCAUGGGGGCAGCUUUCUCGUGGUAUGUCAAACUUCCACAAAACUCCGUCCCAAAUUGGCAAGUCAUGGAGCAAAUUUUCCACAAGCAAUUCUAUCGGCUGGAGCUAGAAGUCUUAAUGGCCGACUUGGCGAAGAUAAGCCAGAAGCCAAAUGAGUCGGUCCAAGAAUACUUGGGGCGAUUUAGAGAAGCAAGGGCUAGGUGCACGGUGGACCGAUACGAAGCCCUUCUGAAGGAUGAACAACAAAAGGGGUGGCCGGUACCUCAGCCAACCUUUUGUAGGGAUUUGACCAAACCUUCUGGGCCUAAAACUACGGCGGUACAUGCGGUGGACUUUGAAGAUAUAGAAGCGGAAGAAAGGGAUAAUGAGGUUUUCCUAAAAGAGGAAGAAAAGUCGGUAGAGGUAAACUUAGCCGAGAUUGUGGCCAAAGGGCCAUAUGUGUGCAAGGCUUUGUCUAAAACCUUCAAGGAUCAAAGGCUGAUGACGGCCCAAAUUUCCAAGUGGAACUUGGCAGUCGAAAAUCGAAGCUUUAUUGACGCUGAGCUGCGUUGGAGGAUGUGGUCGAGAUUUAGGAGCCGUCGGGAUUUGAGCGGCUGA